Molecule: messenger RNA, 2615 nt
Organism: Styela clava
Lineage: Eukaryota; Metazoa; Chordata; Ascidiacea; Stolidobranchia; Styelidae
Source: RefSeq, a predicted model, not a curated record
CCAAAUUAUCAACUUGGCAAGCGAAUUUGUUAGAAAAAUAUUUUAUAUCUGACAAAGCAGGGGAAUACGAAAAUAACACACAUACAAAAGGCUGUCAUCUUCCUUGUUAGUAUGGCUACCGUACCAGGAGAAGAAAAAUUAUCAAGUACCGGUACGAUAAUGAGAUCCAUGCUGACGCUUGAUAUUUGGUCACAAGAUUGCAGGACUAUGGAGGUUUCCUAAACUGCUUUCAACUCAGCCUGAAGCACAUAUCAAAAAAAAUUUGAUUGAAAUGAAUAAAGUUGCUGGACACGGACUCUACUCUAGUCUUGGGUAGCAAGAAUAUAUUCGAUCCGAUCUCCCCAACAUGGAAACGAUGAUUUGCGAGUGUGACCGACCAUCAGAACACAUUGGAACUCAUCAUGACCAAGUACAAACAGCAGAUGAUGAAGUUUAUAAAGCACCAAAAGUAUCAACAUUUUUCAUAAUCCAAGGCAUCCAGAUCACUGAAAAUGCUUAUCAAGCAGAAAAACAAUAUCAAGAAGAGAAUAUGGAACUCAUUGAUAAGAUCCACGGAAUGGCUGCUGUGAUGAGGCAUGCUGCGAAUGUUGACGAUGAGCAAUAUCUCAGAGAUCACGGAGAAUUAUCCCGAUUGCAAACAGAAAAUGACGUUUUAAGAGAAAUGCUGAUGAUAUUUAAGAGUUCAUUUGGAUCAAGACUUAUAACAACUGAACAGAAAGAUUCUGAAAAGACUGAAAAACCAGAGAAUGAAUCUGAAAUGGUGCUCACUGACGAUACUACUUGUGAUAAGACAGUUAUACAUGAGGGGAAUCCCCCCCUAAGACUACUCCCCAGACAAUUAUUAUAUUACAAUAGGGAGGAAGUUUAUGUUCCUUUAUCUUGUUAUUCCUCGUGUUUCUAUUGAAACUCAGUAUUGAGAAAAUAUCUGGUUCAUACAAAGUACUCAGCACAAGGCCGUAGACCAGUUUUCCCAAACUGGAGUCUGCGGACCCCCGAGGGUUCGUGAUGACUGCACAGGGGUCCGCAACUAUAUGAAAUGAGUCUGAUUAAUCUUUAUUGAUUUACUUCAACCUGAAAAGGCAAAGGCAAUAAAAAUUUUAUUGCCUUUUGCAACGCAACGACCAGCAUGUGUGAGGCAGCAUUUUCAAUUCUUGCCAAUAUGAUGCCAAAAUAUGGGUCGACACUUGCGUAAUAGAGUCGAGCCUACGCGUUUGCUCGCCACAAAUUGCUCACCGAGAAUUGAUAAAUUGUGCAACUCAUCCAUCAUAAUACUGUCGUUUGUGUUGUUCAUCCUCCCUUGCUAGUAAGGCAUAAAAAUUGAUAUGGCUUAGCGCAGGGGUCUCCAACUCGAAACAUGUCGCGGGCCACUUUUUGAAAUUUAUAAAACCAAGAAAUUAGGUACAAAAAUGGUUAUCUGAACGUAUUGUGUUGAAAUUACACUUGAAUCUUAUAGCAAACGAGACAUGAAACAUAUUCAUUCAAUUGUGCUGGUUAUUUGGUCUCGAUGUUUGGCCUUAUUUUGCGUUGGUGUUCUAGUCUUAAGACAACAUGCAAAUGCUCGUACGUUAGUCGUGUGCGGAGGGCUGACUUGCUAACUUUCAUAGUCGAUAACUGUCAAAAAUCGCAGAUAUGCAAAGUGAAUGUGCAAUUAGUUUUGCAAACCUUUCUUCGGGCACAAUGGACUGACCGAAACUCGUUUAUUUCGUCACAAUGAACAUGCGAAAUGAAAUUAUCGCAUUUAUAAUUGCAUUAUAACAAUAUAAUAAAGCAUGAACGUGGACAACAGGGGGGAAUUUUGCUUCACUUUUACAGUCUGUCAGACCGGACUCUUGAUGAUAAAUGACACGAUAAAACCUACUAGAAGUUGACAUCGUACUGAUUUAGUUUUUUUGUGGAAAAGUCCCAACCAUGACGUGGGCCGCAAAAAAUGGCUGGCGGGCCGUAUGCGGCCCGCGUGUUGGAGACCCCUGGCGUAGCGUGAAGGGUCCGUCAAAAUGAUAUUUACAAACGUCUCCGCUAUUUCAAAAGAUUGGGAAACACUGCUGUAGGCAAGCAACUCUAGCAACAACAUUAAAAAUCGGGAGAGAAUAUAUGUUCCUUCAUCUCACUGUAAAACUUUGUGUUUCAGUUAAAGUAAAAAAAAAACUUAUUCGUGGACUUCUCCCUAGACUGGCAACAUGCAUGGGGGAAACGCUAUGACCCCUUGAUUUUUUACAAAGAAUUAACCCCAAAAUAAUUAACUCACUGUUAUCCCCAGUGUCAGGUUCAGCUCAGUAUUGAGAAAUUAUAUCUAAUUUAUUUGAUGUACUCCCUUUUGGCCAUUGGUUUUCAAUCAGGGUCCUACUGUUAUUGCCGUUUAAGUGUUCCUCAUGUUUGCAUUCAAAUCGGACGGUCUAUAAUUAUAUUGUUGAAAUACAAUUAAAUACACGGUAUAAAUAAUAUAACAAUAUAAGUGUGUUUCGUGAGAGACUUUCAGUGUUCUGCAUCAAAUUGCUUUUUCACAUUUUUGAUUGGCGUAAUUUACAGGUGUCUACAGCCAGGACUACUCAACUGGCCUCUCGGGUAUUCGAUUCGGACCGCGCCUAAUUCCUUAUUUUGGAUCAUUAGCCCCCACU